UCGGAACUGGGAGAUUCCGACUUCCCAGUCGAAAAAAUCGACUGGAACGCCCUCCGAAGUCGGAUUUUCCAUCUGGAAACUGGGAGCAACUCCAACUUUCCCCAGUAAGGACUUGUAAUGCCACCUUCACUUGAUUCGCUUCGAUGUGGAAUGGCAAUAACCAGGAGAAUCUUGGCCGUCUUCGUGCUUCUAGCAACAUUGCUUGCUUUGGAAAAAAGAACCUUCAACUUUCAGUUUUACUUUACAGUUCUGGAUUUUCUAGAGCCACAUGGUGAACACUUUCUUUCUCGCACACGGGAGAAAAGAGAUGUGCUUUCAGACUCUGAGAUUUACUCAGCAAACAUUUUAUUAAAUGCAUCGAGCGUGGGAACCUAUGAGCAGCUGCUGUCGACCCUGAACGCCACCAGUUAUCCUCUCCAGCUUGAUAACACCACAGAGAUCCGAGAUAUUACUGUUACAACAGUUUGUGUCUCCACUGAAACUGGUUUCCAGUGUGAGUGUGAAGAGCAGUUUGCUUGGCCGUACAGCUCCUGCAUCACAUAUGGAGCUUGUGAUUCCAUAUCCAGCGGCAUCUGCAAAUGCAUCUCGGCGAUCCCAGCUGACGGCUCUUCCUGUCAGCUGAUCUCCGGUAAUCACAGCGGCGCACAGAGAUGUUGCUAGUGUUGUAGCAACACUGGUGGUUGGAUAAAAGAAAUCCCCUCCUGAAUUUUUUAUUUUUUUGUCAUUGUAUGUAAUGUAUUGUGUGUUGCCCAAAGUUGCGUUUCUGGAUUUUACCAAAGCCCUGUGUUUUUUUGUAAUUUUGAUGUGUAAGAGUCGUCCCUCCCACCCCCAACACCCUUAGAAAAACACACACAGUGACAUUUUGUAAACUGAAAUGAAAUUAAAAGCAAUUGGUUACUUUUAUUUAUAUCUCGGAUGCACUAAGGAUUAUAUAAAAAAGCUGUUUCAGCCAAACAUAAAACAAUUAUUACUGGUGUGCAGCUUUUUUUCAUAUUUUUUAAAAAUAAAUCCCAUGCAGUCAGUCGAUAAGAAGGAAUCAUCGUAUUUAAUGAAAAAGUUGAUGUGUUGCAAUAUAAGAUGAAAAUGUGAAUGACUUUCAACUAAACAUGUUAUAGUGUGUUGUGCAAGAGGAUUUGGUCUGACGGACAACUUCUGAGUAAAAUAUAAGAAUUUAUGAAC
This is a messenger RNA of Xiphophorus couchianus (Monterrey platyfish), 1179 nucleotides long. RefSeq names its product adhesion G protein-coupled receptor F5-like. The transcript is spliced from 5 exons. Bases 118 to 660 code for a protein of 180 amino acids. The record is from RefSeq and is a predicted model, not a curated record. NCBI's taxonomy places the organism in Eukaryota, Metazoa, Chordata, Actinopteri, Cyprinodontiformes, Poeciliidae.